GAAAAUUUUGCGGCGACGUAAGUGAGAAGUGGCAUAUUUUUGCUCGCCUGUUCCAAAAAUACGGAUUUUGCGGUGGUAUUAUUGGCCUGCCAGCUGCGAGUACAGGUGAUACGAAUAAGCAAAUAGCAGUUCCGUCGGAAGCUAACUGCCAUGACGGAGUUUUGCGACGAUGUAAUCAAGUUGUUCCCGCUGCGAACCAUUCCGGAUGUGAUAAAGCUGUUCCGGCAGCAAAUCAACAAUCGGGAAGAAGAACCAGACUUGACGCUACUCUCAAUAGUGACCGGAAUGAUAGAGCACUCAUUGACGACUAAGGUGCUGGAAUCAUCACCUGCCGCUGGAUCCACUGCAAAUCAACAGCCACAUAUUGAAGGCGUCAGUAACUUUCCGGUUAUUAAAUACGACGUCAUUGAAGGGCUUUAUAAAAAGUUUAAACUAGUGCUAGCCCCCAUUGAGAAAUUACUGGUUAAAAAUACAACAGAUUCAAAGUUUGCCAGCCGAGAAGUAAUCAAAAAGGUUUCGGAUAUUAUCUGGAAUUCAUUACUGCGUAGCUCGUACAAAGAUCGGGCGCAUCUACAAAGUUUAUACAGCUAUCUGUGCGGCAAUAAGCUGGAUUGUUUUGGCGUAGCAUUUGCCGUCGUGGCCGGAUGCCAAAUGCUAGGUUACAGAGAUGUCCAUUUGGCUAUUUCGGAAGAUCAUGUUUGGGUGGUGUUCGGCAAAACAGGUGAUGAAACAAUAGAGGUUACUUGGCAUGGAAAGGGAGCGGAGGACAAACGAGGCCAAUCAGUAGCUCCGGGAGUCGAGUCACAAACGUGGUUGUACGUCGCUGGGAAUCCGGUUGUGUGCAAUAGGUACAUGGAAGUGGCUGCAAUUGUUUCGGCCAUCAAUCCUUCACUUACGGCAACCAGUGCAUGCUUGGAGGUGGCUGAUUUGCAGCAGCAACUGCUUUGGCACUUGUACGAUAUGGGUCACCUGAAGAAGUAUCCAAUGGCAUUAGGUUGUUUGGGGGAAUUAGAAGAGGUGUCUCCUACCAACGGUCGAAAGAGCUGCGAAGAACUAUACACUGAAUCGGUUCGAUCGGCACAAACUUACUACAAAAACCAUCAUGUCUAUCCGUACACGUAUCAGGGAGGUUUUUACUACCGAAGAAACAUGUACCGCGAGGCAUUUGCUUCGUGGGCCGACAGCAGCGAUGUUAUUAGAUUGUACAAUUAUUCACGAGAUGAUGAAGAGAUUUAUAAGGAAUUUUUGGAUAUUGCCAAUGAACUUAUCCCGCAGGUCAUGAAACUGGAAAGCUCUGGACAUUCGGCUAAGAGUAUCUUGCGCGAUUCCCAUUGCUUUGCUAACCUGCUUCGUUUCUACGAUGGCAUCUGCAUGUGGGAGGAAGGAAGUCUAACGCCCAUACUGCAUAUUGGCUGGGCCAAACCGUUGGUAGCAACAAUUGCCAAGUUUGAUCACGAUAUCCGAUCACAGGUGAUAAUUAAAAGUGGUGAACAGUCACCCCGUACUUUUCAUCAGCUGCUACAUCAAGCCAAUGGCAACAGUACUGAAAAGACCAAAGUGACCGCGAGUGCUGGUCAGUUAACGAACAACAACAAUAAUAAUGUUAUUAACAAAUCGGAUGCCAAUCUAGAAAACGGCAAACCUGGAUUACCUAAAUCGCUGGAAGCGUUGGUCGGGAAAUGCGGCGAAAAGCUUUUGAAUCCGGAUUUUUUGCUACAGGGUGGUGGGCAACCAUUCACCUCCGAGGAUGGUGAAUUGGCAGUGAGUGAGGGUAACGGUUCUUCGACGGCAAGUACUGGAGCAGUUGGCCGUAACGGCCGACGAGAAAAGUCCAUCGAGAAAAAGGAGCCAGUCACAAAGUUGGAAGUGAAAGUGGAAACGAAGAAGGAAUCACUCGAGCUGGUAGAUUCGGAGGAUGGUGGGCCCAAACGGCCAAUGAUUACCUUAUACAGCCAGAAAAUGAAAGGACUAAAAGAAUUGCUGCUGGCGGAAAAGCUGAAUACUAAUGCCAUCUCGUUGCAAAUAACGGCCCAGAGUCAGGUGCAGGUAGGUGGAAAAAAGUUUCGCUCCCAGCAGGGAGGUCCCCCGCAAGGCGGGCCACAAGAAAAUGAGGCCAACACCCGCUCUAAAAGAGCCCGAAGGGAAUAAAGCUAUUCAUCUUCUCGGUAAAGGAAACAUUCCCUGAUUUCUGUUUUAGGCUUGCUCUUUUGUGAUUGUUUUUAUACCUAUUAGUAUCUACUACUAUUACUAUUACCACUCCUAUUAUUACUUAUUGGUAUUUUUAUGCACUUGAAAAGUGCGUAAUUCAAAUUUUGUUAAAAACGAGAUUUUUACGCGAUCUUAAAAUAUUUUUGAGCAAGCAUUGUGAUGCCAUUUUUUAAAAAGCAAAACCUAUAUUUAUAGUUUUAGAUGUUAACUGAUUCUGUUUUCUUACCUGUUUCUAUUGUUUCUAUUUAUUGACGUUUUCGUUGUUACUACGUUAGCACACUAUUGAUACUAAUAUUUCCUUCUAAAGGAAGCUAUCGUGACAAGAGCUAUGUCAAAUUUGUCGUUUAUCUCCGCGACUGGCUGUUCCGUACAGAUCUAAUCUGUAUUGUCCACAUGAAAAAAAAGGAUGAUUCGAAGAUAACUCAAUAAGAUAAACUUCCGCAUAAAUCUUGAGAAAAAGAAUAGAAAUAAUUGUCCGUAAUUCAAAGGAAUCGAAAUUUUGAACCUCAAUCAUUAGUAGAAUACAAUACAGCUCUAAAUUCAAAGUACAAAAAGAAAAGCUAAAUUUUUCGGGGUUUCCUAUUUCAGCAAAAUUCACAAAAUAUCAGCAGAUGAAAAUUUAGUAGAAAAAGUUGAAAGUUUAGAACAAAAUUCAGGAAGCUAGAAAUAUACAAAAACGUAACGUCAAUCGGGUACCUUGAAUUGGACAAACAUUUUUGGAAAAAAAAGAAGAAAAAACGCACACUUUCACAUAUACUAUUCACUCUUUCUUUCGUAACGGAUUGGACACAAAUUAGCGAACGGUUUGAGGGUCUUUUUAUACUAAAAUUUAUAUUGGACAUUACACAAUACGGCGUGAUUGAGGGUGAAAAUGAUGGAACAAUUGAAAAAGAAAAAUGAAGCAAUGGUAGACUGAAGAAAUAUUGGAUAACGGACAUGAGAUUUAAAUUCACAGAAAUCAUAGUUGUAACGGUUUUACAUAAAGGAAAUGAUUUAUUUAAUAAUUUCCUUUUCACUAAAUAGGAUUAGACGUACAUUUUAAUUAUUACCAUUCAAUUUGCUCACCUACUGCUCCUAUACGGAACAUUCUUAAGUCAGCAGGUCGCGAUUUUCUCUUUGGAGGAUCGUGAAAAAAGCUGUUUAGAAUGAUCUUUGUUUCACGCUUAUACUACUUACUUUUAUUAUUCUAAAUAUUUGUUACAUAUACGACUUCAGGAAGGUACAUAAUAAUGCAACUACGUUAAAAAACAAGAUGAUUGGCGACAUGAUUCGGUCUUUAUCCAUUGAUUAUUGAACCUGGAAAUAUACAGCCCCAUCAAUCGUAAAGUACAGCAGUCAGCUUAGCGACACUCUUGAGAUGCAGUUGAGUGAAAUUAUUAAUUUAUUUUCUUGAAUGUAAUAUAUAUUAUUAAAAAAUUGCGCACUUUGGUCCAGGACCUAGAACAUCCUUCACGCGAGUUAAUACGAUUUGAUAUUCACUUUGUUACUUUUUUAUUCUUUUGUGCGAUAGGCACAAUAUACCGUACUCCAGUGCUGGUCGAUUGUCGACCCGAAAUAAUUCUCGAUCUGAUCGAGAGUCGAACCCGAUGUCACUAGCUUGCUGGUGCCAACCAACCGGCACCGCAAGCUGCAGAGUCACGGGGACCACUAAUAUUAUAUUGAUAUAUUUUAUAAGAUGUUCAAUUAAAUUGCACCAAUAGUUAGGUUUCCACAUGUAAGCAAACAUUAUUCAAUCGUUUAAUAAGGCCCACUUUUUUAAUACAGCGUUACUUCAAAAUUGUGGCUUUAUUUUUUGUUCGCGGUGCUAUUUAUUUCAAAUUGAACUGACUAAUUCUUAAUAAGAUUACCAGUUUUAAAUAUGUAAAAGAGAAUGCUAAAAGGUUAAUAUUUUGUCACAUAAUAUAGCACCGUGUACCUACUGUUUUUCUAGUACCUCAGUAGAAAUAUCCUUAAAAUUGAACGCUAACUCAUAAUCAACACGGAAAAUUACAUUACAAAGCUUAAGAGAAUUAGUAUUUUGUUAAAAUAGACUCUUAUAAAAAAAUACUUUUAAAACGCUUCAAAGAUUAAGUUUUGAAAUCAAACAAACAACAUUAAAUGAGUGGCUGUACGAGAAUAUCUCAAACACAACUAGCUAUCGAACUCCACAAGGAGGCUGAAGUCAAUAAUCAAAAUACGAAACUAUGAUUUGCAGAACUGAUUACUUGUAAAGCUUACAAUAAGUUAGCUAUUUUUUAAUCAUUUUACUGCAGAAAGUCCUGAGUUAAAGUAAGAAUGCCACAAAUAAAUAGUACAAGUUUAAACAUUAUUUUAUCACACAUUAUCAGCCAACAGACCCUAUUGUGCUAUAGAAUUAUGAAGAGUACCAGUUUUUCAAAUUCCUUUGCAGCAGCUGAAGCUGUUCAUGCAUACCAAGUAAGCCAUCACGAAGAAUUGUCUUUCCAGAGGCUAGAAUUGUUUCGCUUCAGUUAGUAGUCAUUCAAGCAAUUAAACAGUGAUUCCUUCAAAAGUAAGAUCUUUUUUUAAACUUUUAUCGUUAACGCUUUACUUCUACGAAAAGAAAAAUACGCUUCUAUUUUUUGCAAACUAUUAGUUUUCGUGUGGCUAUCAACACACAUUGCGCAAUUACACGUAGAAUUAUUAACUUAAUUUAAGUUUUAAAUGUAGUAUAGGUAUCUCACUUUUUCACUAUUAAAAGUCAUACAAAAUUGCAGAAAUAUUCAAAACAGUUUGUUUCAUGACUCUUGAAGUUGGUCUUAAUUUUGACUAAUCACGAAAUUCUAUAGAAAACCGGUAAUAAUCAUCAUUACCUUUUGCUAUUGUAAUAUAGAUAACUGUGAUGAGUAUAUAAAAUGUAUUUGAGAAAAAAUAACAAAACGAAAUAAAAAAAUAAUCAUUACAACUUUAGAUACCUUGAAUGUAAAAGUAAUUUUUCAGAAUGAAGAAUAAAAAUUACAAUUUGCUAGCAUACCAGUAAGCAAAAUUAGAACGAGAAAAUGAAACAGCAAAAAGAGGAAAACCUCUUCGAGGAUGAUACGUGUGCGAGAGCAGAAAAAAACAUACACAAUAUGAUACUAUAUAUAUUUUUGAGAUACUAUUCAUAUAUUUAUAUAAAAAGUAGGCGUAAAAGUGAACAACAUAUAAAACAAACAGAGGACUCUCAACGAGCCGAAAAAUUUGUUUGUCCAAUAAAAAAAACAAACAAUAAAUGUUCUUUCUUAGUACGCAUCAUAAACAGCAUAAACCGCAUCGUACACAAACAUUUGAAACGCAUCGUUAUUAUAAAUUGAGUUGUUAGAAUGAGUUGAGCAUUUCUAAAGUAGCAGAAUAAAUUAUCUCUAUAGUUGAAACUUGAUGUUGAAAUUUGUAAAACCCUAGUUACUUUUCCGAGUGGAACGAUACAAACGAAGAAAAACUACUAAUAUUUGUUUCGCAUGGUACAAACAUAGUUGAUUGUUGAAAAUUGCAAUAACAGAUAGAUUGACCCACACACUCAUACAUAUGGUUGAAUGUUUGGUUACACGGUAGAAGAUUCGAAAUUGUAAUGGCAAAUACACUUACACAGACUACUACAAUUAAACAGGAAAUAGCUGGACACAAUCAUCUAUUCCUCAAAUGGAAAAAACCCAAAUUCUAUAGUAAUCGAUUCAACACAUAUAAGAUAUUACAGUAGAGAUAGUAAACAAACGGAAAUUUAAUACCGUUCCCCCAUCAUAAGCAAGAGACAGGACGGCCUUUGCGCCGUGUAGACCACGCGUACAAUUCAGAGAGAAAGCGCUGCAAUGAAAAUAAACAUCA
Sabethes cyaneus is the source of this 6006-nucleotide messenger RNA. RefSeq names its product menin (gene Mnn1). The record is from RefSeq and is a predicted model, not a curated record. Lineage: Eukaryota; Metazoa; Arthropoda; Insecta; Diptera; Culicidae. Bases 151 to 2148 code for a protein of 665 amino acids. The transcript has 2 exons. Gene Ontology annotation, cellular component: chromatin; nucleus; histone methyltransferase complex. Gene Ontology annotation, biological process: negative regulation of cell cycle; negative regulation of cell population proliferation; regulation of transcription by RNA polymerase II. Gene Ontology annotation, molecular function: transcription cis-regulatory region binding; chromatin binding; Y-form DNA binding.